UAUAAAAACCAGAGCUCAUCUUCCUCACUGGAGCUGCAACAUCUAGAGAGAUUAAAGAGAAAAUAAGAUUGAUGGGGAGAUAUCCAUGCUGUGAUGAAGUUGGAGUGAAGAAGGGGCCAUGGACGCCGGAAGAGGAUCAGAAGCUUGUGGAGUAUAUAAAGAAGAAUGGGCAUGGAAGCUGGAGGCAUCUGCCCAAGAGUGCAGGGCUGAAUCGGUGUGGGAAGAGCUGUAGACUGAGAUGGACUAACUAUCUAAGACCAGAUAUUAAGAGGGGGAAGUUCUCUGAGGAGGAGGAACGUCUCAUUAUUCAUCUUCAUUCCGUGCUUGGAAACAAGUGGUCUUCCAUCGCAACCCGGCUGCCCGGCCGGACCGAUAAUGAGAUCAAGAAUUACUGGAACACUCAUCUGAAGAAGAAGCUCCUUCUCAUGGGCAUCGACCCGAUCACCCACCGCCCCAUAAGCAAUCUUGACCUCAUCGCCAACCUACCCAAUCUCCUCUCCCACACCAACCUAAAAAACUUAGCAAUCUCAUGCGAUCAAUCCCUUCUUCAUCUCCACACAGAUGCAGCCCAAUUUGCCAGAAUCCAAAUCAUACAGAGCCUCCUACAACUCCUGUCUUCCCCUCAUCCAACUUCCCCUGCAGAUACUCUGCUACAACUCAUGAACACUAAUAAGCUGGAGGGAUUUAGCCAAUUGGUUGCAGGCCAGAGUUUGAUACCAAACAAUUUUGAAGGUUUGGAGCAGUCUGGGGAGAUGGCAUCAAAGAUGAUCGAUGAUAUUAGCAAACAAGGAGAACUGUUUUCAAAUAAUAACUAUUCAUUUCCUGCUUUGGUUUCAUCUUUGCCUGAGAAUGCAUCAGUUGAGCAGAAGCAUUUGGACCAGAUUGUUAGCUUUAAUUCGAGCUCAGUCGCGGGCUGUUCUUCGAGCUCUACGACAUUUGAUGCGUGGGAUGGACUCCAUUUUUGUGAUCAGGAUGCAGGGGAGCUUGGCUGGAAGGAUGUUUUGGAACAAAUAUCGUGGUAGAAGAAAUGCGGACAGAAUUUACUGGCUGGCUAGCUCGUCAUUAUUCAUGGCUGUAGCCGAAUAUUCACAUUUUCAAUGGCAAGAAGACAGUAAAUACUUCAUUUACCAUUUCGUGUUUCCUUUUUUUUUUUUUAUAUUUUUGUACAAAAUCAGUGACAAGAGAAGAAAUGAAUUGACACGG
Molecule: messenger RNA, 1203 nt
Organism: Phalaenopsis equestris
Lineage: Eukaryota; Viridiplantae; Streptophyta; Magnoliopsida; Asparagales; Orchidaceae
Product: transcription factor MYB39-like
Exons: 3
Coding region: 72-1022 (316 amino acids)
Source: RefSeq, a predicted model, not a curated record